Ostrea edulis (European flat oyster) is the source of this 2549-nucleotide messenger RNA. RefSeq lists its product as uncharacterized. Bases 801 to 1400 code for a protein of 199 amino acids. The transcript is spliced from 3 exons. Lineage: Eukaryota; Metazoa; Mollusca; Bivalvia; Ostreida; Ostreidae. The record is from RefSeq and is a predicted model, not a curated record.
CAGAUAAAAAUAGAAUUGGACUUAACCUAAUUGAAGUUCGGAAAAGCCCAGUUUUCACAACUCCUCUUUAUUCUCGUAAUUGAUAUUUAUGGAAUUGCUCAUCUCUAUUAUUGUAAUUGUAAAGACAUUCCGCACUGAUUGCUAAUUGGAAAUUUAAAUACCGGGUUGAUAUCAAAUAUCACAACCAUUGACUGUGUUCUCAGUGGGUUCUCAGUGGCCUCAACAAUACAAGAGCUAUGUGACACCGUCCUGUUGUCAGUUCGACAUAGAUCCCGGUGAUCAUCAGAAGUGUUUAUUCUGAAAAUCAGACCCAUUCAUCGCAAUUGGAUGAGAUAAGUCUUAUUCAUCUAUAAGCAACCGCUCGUGUCCUCUUUUUGGCCAGAACUUUAUUGUCUGGAGGAGUGCCCGACCUCUUUUUUAAAAAGGUUUUGAAAAUUUUAACAAUAGAAAGAUGUACGUAUAAGAGAAACGGACUCUCAUACAUUUACAUUAUGAAAACGUUAUGAAUAGAAAUUUAUGACUGUUUAAAAUCCAUACAAUCGUUGAAUUAUACACGGUGUAGUCGGAUUUAAAUAUUUUUAGUGUGUCGGACAUGUUUGUGCCGGUGUAGAUGAGAAGUUUUAAAGGGAAAAUUAUCGGUCAUUAUUGACUUUUUCUGUGUGGAACACUGUUUCAGGAGUAUGCUUCGAUGCUUUUGUAUAAUAAUAAAUGGAACAUUUAGGACUACGUAGAUCCAGUACCUCAUACUAUCAUACAUGUGCACUUAUUCUUUGGAUCUGUUAGAAUUUUAAGAAUGAGAAAUGGCGACUUCACGAAACCAGGAAUCGGUCACAAAUGGAUUCCAUGAUAGUGACAGUAUCAGUGAGCGUAUGAAGAAAUACAAAAUAGAUGACGAAGACGACACGACAGGAAGUAAAUCCUCGGAGGAAAUAAGUUCCCCUCUAUUCAAGGAUGAGGCAGCAAGGCUGAAACACCUACACAAGAUCCGUGCCUCACCCACCAGUUCAGCAGCUUCCAGAAUUUCAAAAAAUAGAAAUCGAUCUUACGAAGUUCUUGAUUUUUCUAAUGGAUCGACGCAGACGUACGACAACCUCCGCAGCAGCGUUCCAACCUCAUCACCUGUGAUCCCAUCUAGAACACCAGCAUUAGCCGACCUUCCACCGCUACUUGUACCAAAGGAUGGCAACCUCCAGAAUUUCAAUGUGGAUGAAAUGGCCAUGUUUUUCAGAUAUAUGAGAAUUAACGAGGAAACAGUGCAGAGACUUCACCGAAAGGAAUUGGACGGUAGAAAGUUCGGCAAACUCAAAGACAAAACUCUGGAAGACUUGCAAAUCAAAAACCCCAUUAUUCUUCAUUUCAGGGAUCGGUCGAAUAAGGAUAGAUUCGGUUUCAUGCUUUAGCGCCAUCUUGUGGAAUGGUCAUAUCCCAGUGUAAACAAUGUGGUGCAUGAUUGUGCCCCAUAUUACAUGUAUAUGAUAUUAUUUACACUAAUGAUCAUAAAUUGUCCUUUAUUAACAAUGAAAUCUUUUAGCUUGAUAUAAAACGAUUUUGCUAAAGGCAGACUCUUCAUUCAUGAAGACAGAAUGUGAUUUCUUUGAGAGGAACAGAACAUGAUUUAAAUAUAAUGUCUAAUUUUUAAAAAUGCUUAGUGUCCAUUUAAAGCAUUAUAUUCAAUAUCAAUAUUUGCUUAUAUAUUAUGUCCGAUGUAUGCAGCUCUGAUAUUUUUUUUUUCCUUUUUGUAUAUAUUCGCAAUUUUUCUUCUAAGAAUUUGAAUUCACACAUAUAUUCUUCAUACAUCGCCAUAAUUUAUCAUUUAUUUCAUUAAAAACUUUAAUUAUUCCAUGUUAAAGUUCCGUUAUGUCAAAAUGGUAAGAUUUUCUUCAACUCAGCUUCCAACCGUAGGUAACUUUAUAGUCAGUUUAAUUGUUAUUAUUUGACUUUAUUUAAUGAACACAGUCAGACCAUUAAUGUAAUUAGCUUCUGAUUAAUACAUGUGUAUGAAAACAAUGCCCAGGUGCUCAAAAGAGAGAACAUAUUUUCAGAUACUUUUAAAGAGGAAUACCAGUUUAUAGCAUAAUUUAGUUUCUCAAUGCUUAAUCCUCGACAUAAAAUACAAGUAGAAAAUAAGUAUGUAUAUAUAUCUUUAGCUGCAAAAACUGUAGCUCUCUGAGAAAAUAUUGGAACGGAGCAGCUUAUGUAUCUUACAUGCCACAUGAGUAAACAUGAUUGUUACUUCACAUAUAAAACAUCUCGUAUAUAGCCUGCACUUUAGUCAUAUUAUAAGAAAAAAUUCUAUCCCCUCGUAAAGCCAUUAAAAAAAACCAGUUCUAUUUCUUGAGAGAUUUGGCAUCGUUUUCCAAAAUGAAUGUUUUACAACAAAAUGUAGAUAUCAGGAAUUAAUAUUUAGGUUGUUUGCAUUAUGAGGAAUAUGUAAACAAUGAAAGCACAGAGUGAUUUCUGCAUAUCAUUAUUGAGAUUUUUUGUAUUGAUGAAAAAAUCGGUCAGAUUCCUUCAAGGCAAGGAAUUUACUGUCAUUAAAAUUUUUAAAA